UCAAGAACAGAAGUGUAGCAGACCGCUUGGUCCGUAUAAAUACCAUGUUGACAGUGAACUAGAGCACAGUUCAAUCUGCAGCAUUCAACAGUGAACAAGUCACCAAAACAUCUCAACAUGGCAUUCAAGUUUGUGAUCUUCGCCGCUGUGGUGGCCGUUGCCCGCGCUGGCCUCAUUGCCUCGCCAGCAGUUUCCUACGCUGCUGCUCCGGCCCUCGUUGCUGCCCCAGUCGCCAAGGUCGCUUAUGCCGCUGCUCCGAUCGCCAAGGUCGCGUACGCCGCCCAGCCAGAGGAGUACGACGCGAACCCGCAGUACUCGUUCUCGUACGGUAUCUCGGACGCCCUGACCGGAGACUCCAAGUCCCAGCAGGAGUCGCGCAGCGGAGAUGUUGUCCAGGGAUCGUACUCCGUCGUUGACCCCGAUGGCACCAAGCGUACCGUCGAAUACACGGCCGACCCGCACAACGGAUUCAACGCUGUCGUCCACCGUGAGCCGCUGGCCGCCAAGACCAUCGUCGCUGCUGCCCCGGUCGCCACCAAGGUCAUUGCUCAGCCCGCCGUCGCUUAUGCCGCCCCGGUAGCCAAGACCAUCUCGUACGCCGCUCCGGUCGCCACCAAGACCUACGUCGCGCAGCCAGCUCUGUCCUAUGCCGCCCCUCUGACCAAGACCUACGUGUCGCAGCCAGCUCUGUCCUAUGCCGCUCCAGUGGCCAAGACCAUCUCUUACGCCGCUCCUCUGGCCACGAAGACCUAUGUGUCGCAGCCGGCUAUCUCUUACGCCGCUCCUCUGGCCAAGACCUACGUGUCGCAGCCGGCUCUGUCGUACGCCGCCCCGGCCUACGCUUACCACCUCGCCAAGGUCGCUUAUGCCGCUGCCCCGAUCGCCAAGGUCGCGUACGCCGCCCAGCCAGAGGAGUACGACGCGAACCCGCAGUACUCAUUCUCGUACGGCAUCUCGGACGCCCUGACCGGAGACUCCAAGUCCCAGCAGGAGUCGCGCAGCGGAGAUGUUGUCCAGGGAUCGUACUCCGUCGUUGACCCCGAUGGCACCAAGCGUACCGUUGACUACACUGCUGACCCGCACAACGGAUUCAACGCUGUCGUCCGCCGUGAGCCGCUGGCCGCCAAGACCAUCGUCGCUGCUGCCCCGGUCGCCACCAAGGUCAUUGCUCAGCCCGCCGUCGCUUAUGCCGCCCCGGUAGCCAAGACCAUCUCGUACGCCGCUCCGGUCGCCACCAAGACCUACGUCGCGCAGCCAGCUCUGUCCUAUGCCGCCCCUCUGACCAAGACCUACGUGUCGCAGCCAGCUCUGUCCUAUGCCGCUCCAGUGGCCAAGACCAUCUCUUACUCCGCUCCUCUGGCCACGAAGACCUACGUGUCGCAGCCGGCUAUCUCUUACGCCGCUCCUCUGGCCACGAAGACCUACGUGUCGCAGCCGGCUCUGUCAGCACAGUUCAAUCUGCAGCAUUCAACAGUGAACAAGUCACCAAAACAUCUCAACAUGGCAUUCAAGUUUGUGAUCUUCGCCGCUGUGGUGGCCGUUGCCCGCGCUGGCCUCAUUGCCUCGCCAGCAGUUUCCUACGCUGCUGCUCCGGCCCUCGUUGCUGCCCCAGUCGCCAAGGUCGCUUAUGCCGCUGCCCCGAUCGCCAAGGUCGCGUACGCCGCCCAGCCAGAGGAGUACGACGCGAACCCGCAGUACUCAUUCUCGUACGGCAUCUCGGACGCCCUGACCGGAGACUCCAAGUCCCAGCAGGAGUCGCGCAGCGGAGAUGUUGUCCAGGGAUCGUACUCCGUCGUUGACCCCGAUGGCACCAAGCGUACCGUUGACUACACUGCUGACCCGCACAACGGAUUCAACGCUGUCGUCCGCCGUGAGCCGCUGGCCGCCAAGACCAUCGUCGCUGCUGCCCCGGUCGCCACCAAGGUCAUUGCUCAGCCCGCCGUCGCUCAUGCCGCCCCGGUAGCCAAGACCAUCUCGUACGCCGCUCCGGUCGCCACCAAGACCUACGUCGCGCAGCCAGCUCUGUCCUAUGCCGCCCCUCUGACCAAGACCUACGUGUCGCAGCCAGCUCUGUCCUAUGCCGCUCCAGUGGCCAAGACCAUCUCUUACUCCGCUCCUCUGGCCACGAAGACCUACGUGUCGCAGCCGGCUAUCUCUUACGCUGCUCCUCUGGCCACGAAGACCUACGUGUCGCAGCCGGCUCUGUCGUACGCCGCUCCGGCCUACGCUUACCACCACUCAUCCGGUGCUGUGAACAACAUCUUCUCCAACCCCGACGCAAAGAUGGCAUUCAAGUUUGUGGCUUUCGCUGCUCUGAUCGCCGUGGCCCGCGCUGGCCUCAUUGCAUCGCCCGCCGUCAGCUAUGCUGCCGCACCGGCCGUAGUUGCUGCUGCCCCGGUCGCCAAGGUCGCUUAUGCCGCUGCUCCGGCAGUGGUUGCGGCCCCGGUCGCCAAGGUUGCGUACGCCGCCCAGCCAGAAGAGUACGAUGCCAACCCGCACUACUCGUUCUCGUACGGCAUCUCGGACGCCCUGACCGGAGACUCCAAGUCCCAGCAGGAGUCGCGCAGCGGAGAUGUUGUCCAGGGAUCGUACUCCGUCGUUGACCCCGAUGGCACCAAGCGUACCGUCGAGUACACGGCUGACCCGCACAACGGAUUCAACGCUGUCGUCCACCGUGAGCCGCUGGCCGCCAAGACCAUCGUCGCUGCUGCCCCGGUCGCCACCAAGACCAUCGUUGCUCAGCCCGCCGUCGCUUAUGCCGCCCCGGUAGCCAAGACCAUCUCGUACGCCGCUCCUCUGGCCACCAAGACCGUGGUUGCCAGCCCGGCCAUCUCGUACGCCGCUCCGGUCGCUAAGCUGGCCACACCGGUCGCUUACACCGCCGCCCUCCAUCACUAGAGUGCGCGCUUAUCCACCCACGACUGUUCAGCAGAAUCCGGCACCGUUUGUACAUAUCUUCAAAACCUCACGUUACAAGACUCACGCCUGAAUCGUUUAAUUUAUUAAACGUAUUGUUUUGAAUAUUAAUAACAAUCAAUUGAAUCCGUCAAA
Molecule: messenger RNA, 3051 nt
Organism: Anopheles coluzzii
Lineage: Eukaryota; Metazoa; Arthropoda; Insecta; Diptera; Culicidae
Product: paternally-expressed gene 3 protein-like
Exons: 7
Coding region: 118-2898 (926 amino acids)
Cellular component (GO): extracellular matrix
Source: RefSeq, a predicted model, not a curated record